Molecule: messenger RNA, 2127 nt
Organism: Medicago truncatula (barrel medic)
Lineage: Eukaryota; Viridiplantae; Streptophyta; Magnoliopsida; Fabales; Fabaceae
Product: UDP-glucose flavonoid 3-O-glucosyltransferase 7
Exons: 1
Coding region: 85-1584 (499 amino acids)
Molecular function (GO): UDP-glucosyltransferase activity
Source: RefSeq, a predicted model, not a curated record
UAGGACUAAAAUAUCUGUUACAGAUUCAAUAAAUUUUGCCAAUAUAAUAUCUGUUACUGAACAAUAUAAAACACCAAAGAAGAUAUGGUUGAUAGAGAUAGACAAAAAAAUAUAUCAGAAAUGGAAGGUGUUGAAGUUGAUCGACCAUUAAAAAUUCACUUCAUUCCAUAUUUAGCAUCUGGACAUAUGAUCCCUCUUUGUGAUAUAGCAACUUUGUUUGCAUCACAUGGCCAACAAGUCACAAUCAUCACCACUCCCUCCAAUGUUGAAACCCUUACCAAAUCUCUCCCAUCCAUCCUCACCCUUCACACUGUCGACUUCCCCUCCGAACAAGUCGACCUCCCUAAAGGCAUUGAAUCUAUGUCCUCCACCACUGACCCCAUUACCUCUUGGAAAAUUCACAAUGGUGCAAUGCUCCUCCAUGGACCCAUUGAUGAUUUUGUUGUGAAUAAUCCACCUGAUUGUAUCAUUGCCGACUCUUCUUACUCAUGGGGUAAUGACUUGGCUCGUAAGCUACAAGUACCCAAUUUCACAUUCAAUGGAUCCUCUCUUUUUGCUGUCUCCCUCAUGGAAUCCCUUAGAAAAAACAAUUUGCUUCAUACCAAUUCUGAUUCUGAUUCGGAUUCAAGUUCGUAUGUCGUUCCAAAUUUUCCUCAUCGUAUCACCAUGUGCAGUAAACCGUCAAAGGUUCUCAGCAAAUUCAUAGGAUUGAUGCUUGACACAGUGUUCAAAAGUACAGGCUACAUUAUCAACAACUUUGUUGAACUUGAUGGAGAAGAGUGUGUCCAACACUACGAGAAAACCACGGGUCACAAGGCUUGGCAUCUUGGUCCAACUUCUUUUAUUCAGAAAAACAUUCAAGAGAAAGCAGGGAGGGGAAAUGAGGGUGCUGCGAGCGAGCACGAGUCCCUUAGCUGGCUCAACUCACAGCAAGUUAACUCAGUGGUGUACAUAUGUUUUGGAAGCAUAAAUCAUUUCUUUGACAAACAACUAUAUGAGAUUGCAUGUGCAGUAGAAGGAAUGGGUCACCCAUUCAUAUGGGUUGUUCCUGAGAAGAGAGGGAAAGAAGAUGAGACUGAAGAAGAGAAAGAAAAGUGGAUGCCGAAGGGAUUUGAGGAGAGAAACAUUGGAAAAAAGGGUUUGAUCAUUAGGGGUUGGGCCCCACAGGUUAAGAUAUUGAGCCACCCUGCGGUGGGGGGAUUUAUGACACAUUGUGGGGGAAACUCAAUUGUAGAGGCUGUUGGUGCGGGAGUUCCAAUGAUAACGUGGCCGUGUCAUGGAGAUCACUUAUUCAACGAGAAACUAAUAACACAGGUCCGAGGAAUUGGAGUAGAAGUAGGUGCAACAGAAUGGUGUACAAAUGGUAAUGGGGAGAGAAAGAAGUUGGUUGGCAGAGAUGGCAUAGAGAAGGCUAUGAGGAGAUUGAUGGAUGGUGGUUAUGAAGCUGAAAAUAUGAGACUACGUGCACGAGAGAUUGGAGAGAAGGCUAGACGAGCUGUUCAAGAAGGUGGUUCCUCUCAUAAUAAUUUGUUAUCUUUGAUCGACGAAAUUAAAAGAUUUAGAGACUGCAAGCCACAUGAUUAAUUAAAGGAGUAUUGCAUGUGUUUUCUGAAUUUAUCCUAAUAACGUCGUUGUUUCGUUAAGAAGAAGUGUGAAUGCUAUGGAUUCGGUUGAUGAAUUUCAAGUCUGAUUUGAGGUGGUCGGUGCUAUCGGUUUUCUGGUUCGGUGUUGCUGCAUCAAUUGGUUUCUCGCAGCAAUUGCGGAGGUGGCUCUUGUUCUCAGAUAAUUGAAGCUAGUUUGCUGCUAUUGCCUUGUUUUGCUUGGGGCAGGGAGCGCCGAUGUUUUCUGGACUUGACUGGUAGCUGUAGUCUCGUGAAUGUUGUCGUGUUGUUGUUCAUUGAGGUUGUAGUCAUCUAGUAUCUUACGUGGUUGUGUCAUUGCUUCAUCUUUAGUUUUGUAGUCUGAUGUAAUUGUGGUAGUAGUAUUCAUGCCUGUGUUUCCAUUGUUUGUGUGUAGCUAUCAUCUUUCUGCUCUUAAUGUGUUUAUACAUUGAGCAAGCCACCACUUUAUCAAACUUUUGUAUCUUUCUUUUUGAUCUAUCUUUUAAUAAGGUCUACUUGUUUCCAA